UGUUACUAGUCAGUCAGUUAACCCAAACUCACUGAUGGCCCUCAACAUCUUCAACUUCAACGCUUCACUUGCAGUCACUCCCGCCAAAACGCCAUUCAUCACAACUCUGACCCUAACCACCCCCUUCAUUAAUCUACACCCUCCUCCAUAUUCAUCGUUUUCUUUCUCUUCUUCAGCCAAGCUCAACUCCACUCCUAGAGCCUCCCCUCCCCAGAAAUACAGUUACCCUGACCCAAUCCCUGAAUUUGCUGACGCUAAGGAGACUCGCAAGUUUAGGGCUGAGCUUUUAAAGAAGCUGUCUAACGAAACAGAGACAUUUGGAAAUGACCUUGAUACAGUCGUAGAUGUUUGUGCUGAGAUAUUUAGUAUUUUCCUGCACCAGGAGUAUGGAGGACCCGGCACAUUACUAGUGGAGCCUUUCGCGGACAUGUUGAUUGCUCUAAGGGAAAGAAAAUUACCUGGAGCUCCCUUGGCUGCACGGACAUCCCUGCUAUGGGCUCAAAACAAUAUUGAUAAGGAUUGGGAGAUUUGGAAUUCAAUUUCAAACCCACAUAUGUGAUCUUAUCUCACACUCAGUAUACAUUUAUUGAAUUUGUACCUUUUGUUGUCUUGUUCUAUAUCAGAAAUCCUGGUCAUGCAUCAACAACUUACAUGAAAUAUGGGACAGCAUUAACAAGAACUAAUUUCAUCACAACAUACUGCUUAUAACAUUCA
This is a messenger RNA of Mangifera indica (mango), 714 nucleotides long. RefSeq names its product protein PLASTID REDOX INSENSITIVE 2, chloroplastic-like. The coding region runs from base 35 to 559 and encodes 174 amino acids. The record is from RefSeq and is a predicted model, not a curated record. NCBI's taxonomy places the organism in Eukaryota, Viridiplantae, Streptophyta, Magnoliopsida, Sapindales, Anacardiaceae. The transcript has 3 exons. Gene Ontology annotation, biological process: regulation of gene expression.